Molecule: messenger RNA, 822 nt
Organism: Carya illinoinensis
Lineage: Eukaryota; Viridiplantae; Streptophyta; Magnoliopsida; Fagales; Juglandaceae
Product: 40S ribosomal protein S13
Exons: 5
Coding region: 140-595 (151 amino acids)
Biological process (GO): translation
Cellular component (GO): nucleolus; cytosolic small ribosomal subunit; ribosome
Molecular function (GO): structural constituent of ribosome; small ribosomal subunit rRNA binding
Source: RefSeq, a predicted model, not a curated record
AAAGUAGCUCGAUGGUGUAGUCAGCAUACUCAUAACUAAAUCCCAUUUACCUCGUGUUUCAAAGGAUCCCUAGGGUUUGCGGCAGCUCGGCUAAGCAGAGAAACGAAAGCAACGACACCUCCACUUCUUCGCUGCCACCAUGGGUCGUAUGCAUAGUCGUGGUAAGGGUAUCUCGGCCUCAGCUCUGCCCUACAAGAGAACUCCGCCGAGUUGGCUUAAGAUCUCUUUUCAAGAUGUUGAGGAGAACAUUUGCAAGUUUGCGAAGAAGGGUCUGACGCCGUCCCAGAUUGGUGUGAUUCUUCGUGACUCUCAUGGUAUCGCUCAGGUCAAGAGCGUUACUGGAAGCAAGAUCUUGCGUAUUCUCAAGGCUCAUGGUCUUGCACCUGAAAUUCCGGAGGAUCUGUAUCAUCUUAUCAAGAAGGCAGUGUCCAUCCGUAAGCAUCUGGAGAGAAACAGGAAGGAUAAGGAUUCAAAGUUCAGGUUGAUUCUUGUUGAGAGCAGGAUUCACAGGCUCGCUCGGUACUACAAAAAGACAAAGAAGCUUCCACCUGUAUGGAAAUAUGAGUCCACCACUGCUAGCACUCUUGUUGCCUAAGUAUAGCAUGGAGCUCAGCAAACUUUUAGGCAUGGUUGAGAGGUACGGGUAUUCUGUAGGAGGGAAGUCUUCCGGCAGAUGUCUGGCUUUGAGACUGUCGAAUUCAUAACUAUGGGAAGAUUUUGUUAUGCUUAUUUUAAUUGAGGAGAUUAGACGGAGCCAUGAAAUUUGUUUUGUAUUUCCGGUUCCAUUAUAUUUUUUGAGGACUAGUAAUUAUCUUAUUUGAA